Suillus paluster is the source of this 1035-nucleotide messenger RNA. RefSeq lists its product as uncharacterized. Gene Ontology annotation, biological process: mitochondrion organization; phospholipid transport. The record is from RefSeq and is a predicted model, not a curated record. The transcript is spliced from 2 exons. Gene Ontology annotation, cellular component: ERMES complex. The coding region runs from base 1 to 1035 and encodes 344 amino acids. NCBI's taxonomy places the organism in Eukaryota, Fungi, Basidiomycota, Agaricomycetes, Boletales, Suillaceae. Gene Ontology annotation, molecular function: lipid binding.
AUGUCUAUCGAACUGGAAUGGCAAAAGCUAAACUCAUCACUAGCAACCGCCCUCGUCGAAAUCCUCAACCGCCAACUUACGACAACCCAAAGACCUUCCUUCAUCGGUCCCGUCGAAAUUUCCUCGCUCGACUUUGGCACCGUCCCUCCAGACGUCGAGCUCGUCGACCUUCGUGAUAUAUACCGCGACUUCCUCGAAGACUCUGAUUCUGAUUCCAAUUCUGAGCCGGAUGAGAAUGUGAAAGUGACGGAAGGCGCAGGGGAUGAUGAGGAUGGGUUUGAGUGGGUGUCGAGAAAGGGUGCGCGUCGGGGAAUCGCGGACGAGGGGCUGGCGUAUCAUCAUCUACCACCGCAUAUACGCUAUGGGCGUAGUCCUUCUGUGGAUUUAUUCGCGUCUACGCCAGCGUUGCAUGUUGGCUCGUCGAGGGAUGUAUGGGGCGGAGGCGCUAUGCAUAUGAGCAUGCCUGGCCUAGGUGACUUUAGGCCGAUGACGGAAAGCGUGCCUCCAGAGUCAGAGCCAACUCCAACUCCCUCGCCUAACAGUCCAGAUUUACAGCUCCAUCUCUACCUGAACUGGCACUCCAAUCUUCGGCUCACCCUCACGACAUCCUUAUUGAUCAACUACCCCUCCCCGUCAUUCAUGUCCCUCCCAAUCAAGCUCUCAGUGACAGGACUGGUGUUCACGGGAGAGGUAGCCGUCGCGUAUGAAGGUUCACGUGGCCGAGUGCAUUUGUGCGUACUCGAUGAACUGGAUCCAUAUGGCCCCACUUGUAAACGCCCGCGAAGCCAGUCUAGUACCCCACCUGAUAUAGACGAAGACAGCGGAAAACGCGAUGGGAAACCAUUGCCAGUCGGCCAGCGCCUCCUCCCGUCUAUAUUAAUCGAGAGCGAGAUCGGUCAGGCGGACAAACAUGUUCUCAAGAACGUGACGCGGGUCGAGAGGUUCAUUCAGGAUGUCAUACGGAAUACGGUGGAGGAGGAACUUGUAUUUCCGAAUUUUCAUACAUUGAUCAUCGGCGACCAAGGACGCUCGUAA